Molecule: messenger RNA, 1140 nt
Organism: Anopheles marshallii
Lineage: Eukaryota; Metazoa; Arthropoda; Insecta; Diptera; Culicidae
Exons: 1
Coding region: 1-1140 (379 amino acids)
Cellular component (GO): nucleus
Source: RefSeq, a predicted model, not a curated record
AUGCUGCGUAAUAUGUUCCGGUUGGCGUACAACAAACAAAAAACACUGAGCCGUUACUACGCCAGAAAGACACGUAAUCCUGGAAUUGAUCGGCGAGCCGCCCUACUGCCGGAAAACGCAAAAGCCGAAGAGUACGAGAAUUUAGACGACAGUGAGGCUGACUUCCAUCAAGUGCACAAAAGCCACAAGCAAUUCGAGGCAGAACAGGCGCAAUACCGGGAUCGAUUACAGACGUGGAUCGUUGGAAAUAAGUAUUUCAAGUCGAAACAGUUAAACUUUCUCACCUGGUCCGAGAAGGAACAGAUACGAUAUCUGCAUAGUUUCGAUCCGGAAGAAUGGAAUAUUGAUAAACUGACGGAAAGUUUUCCCGCGGACAGAUACACGAUUGCCAAAAUAGUAAAGACCAAAUGGCAACCGAAGGAUGGUAAACGCAUGGAACGGCACGAUGCGGUAGUGGCAGAAAACUGGCAAAUGUUCCGAAGCGGCCGUAUUAGGAAUAUUGAUCCCGGCUUUGCGCAGCAUUUGAACAAAUUUAUGCAGCGAAAUGUUGAUAAGGUGAACGAACUGCGUCCCAAUUAUGAAUCGAAACCACUGUACGAAAUCAGACCACUGCCACAGGGAGAUUUUGCUGCCAUAGUGACGAGCUGUAAAAAAUAUCAAUCGAUGAAGAAGGACAAUGAAUCUGAACAACCUCUCCUAACGGAGGACAACGAUCAGUCACAGAGAUCGGAUACGCGUCAACCGCAUAUGAUGCGGCAUGUUCCCGAACAGCAGGACUCUUUUCUCCUGGGAAAUGUGCACAAUACGCAGCAUGUAACAUUGGCUGAAAUCAAAAGUCGAGGGGAUCCCUCGUUAACGGAUCAUCAUCGCACACCUGCCGAUGGUAAUUUGGAGCUAGACCUAGGGACAGGCAUUGUAAACAAGCUGGAAACUAUUCACAAUAAGUAUGAAAGCGUAGCGCUCGCCGACUCUAUGUACGAUGCACGCGAUGAAAAGCAAGGAAGUAUAAAAGAGUUUAUAACGAUUCCUAAAAAAUUGUAUAAAAAGGGAGCUACUUAUCAAAUGGACGAUUGUUUCUACGACGACGAUGGAGAGUUCCUAUAUAGAGUGCCUGGUAUGUCAAGGAACACGAAGCAGUAA